Arabidopsis lyrata subsp. lyrata is the source of this 1853-nucleotide messenger RNA. Its product is annotated as VAN3-binding protein. Lineage: Eukaryota; Viridiplantae; Streptophyta; Magnoliopsida; Brassicales; Brassicaceae. The transcript is spliced from 7 exons. Bases 207 to 1637 code for a protein of 476 amino acids. Gene Ontology annotation, biological process: phloem or xylem histogenesis; leaf vascular tissue pattern formation; auxin-activated signaling pathway. The record is from RefSeq and is a predicted model, not a curated record.
CCUAGCUUAUUUAUUACCUUUAAAUAUCAAAAAUUUCUUUUUAACAGAGAAAGUAAUAAAGCAAAGCAUUGAAGCAGAGAAGAGGAAAAAAAGCACUGUCUUUGAUACAUUACUCUCUCUCUCUCUCUCGUUGUCACAUAUCAGACAACUCUAUAAAUCGCAGCCAUUCACAUCCAUCUUUCAAGAUUCUCUCUCUCUCUGUAAAAAUGGAAAAACCAGUGCUUCCACCAUGGCGUUCCGACCCAAUUUUCCGGCCACCGGAGACACCAUUAGAGCCGAUGGAGUUUCUCUCUCGCUCUUGGAGUGUUUCAGCUCACGAAGUCUCCAAAGCUCUCACUCCUUCUCAGCAAAUCCUCUCUAAGAAUACAAUCGAAAGCACCACCGUCAUUCUCGAAGAAGAACAACCCAUCACCGCCGGCGAGACUGAAACGGAGGAGAACAGUUUCGUCUCCGGAAACCCUUUCUCCUUCGCUUGCUCCGAAACUUCUCAGAUGGUCAUGGAUCGUAUCUUAUCUCAGUCUCAGGAAGUGUCGCCACGAACAUCUGGUCGGCUUUCUCAUAGCAGCGGUCCUCUCAAUGGUUCUUUAACCGACAGUCCUCCGAUUUCACCGCAUGAAGUCGACGACAUUAAGCAAUUUUGUCGAUCAAACAAUAACUUCAACUCUCAAUUCCGUUCAACGGGAACAACUCCGGGACCUAUAACGGCAACAACUACACAGUCCAAGACGGUUGGACGGUGGUUGAAAGACCGGAGGGAGAAAAAGAAGGAAGAGACUAGGGCACACAAUGCUCAGAUACAUGCUGCUGUAUCCGUUGCUGGUGUGGCAGCUGCGGUGGCUGCUAUCGCGGCUGCAACCGCUGCUUCGUCGAGCUCUGGGAAAGAUGAGAAUAUGGCUAAAACGGAUAUGGCUGUGGCUUCUGCUGCAACACUUGUGGCUGCUCAAUGUGUGGAGGCUGCUGAAGUUAUGGGAGCUGAGAGGGAUCAUUUAGCUUCUGUUGUUAGUUCUGCUGUUAAUGUUCGAUCCGCCGGAGAUAUCAUGACAUUAACUGCUGGAGCAGCUACAGCGUUAAGAGGAGUGGCUACAUUGAAGGCGAGGGCGAUGAAGGAGGUGUGGAACAUUGCAUCAGUUAUUCCAAUGGAUAAAGGAAUCAAUCCCGGAGGUUGCAGCAAUGUUAAUGGUAACGGUAAUGGUAGCAAUGUCAGCUCAAGCAGCAGUCACAGUGGCGAAUUUCUAGUUGAGGAUAAUUUCUUGGGACAUUGCAACAGAGAAUGGCUUGCUCGAGGUGGCCAGCUUCUUAAACGUACCCGCAAAGGUGAUCUUCAUUGGAAAAUAGUUUCUGUUUACAUAAAUAGGCUAAAUCAAGUUAUAUUGAAGAUGAAGAGCAGGCAUGUAGGAGGGACCUUCACAAAGAAGAACAAAAAUGUUGUGAUUGAUGUGAUCAAAAACAUUCCGGCUUGGCCAGGCCGCCAUUUGCUGGAAGGAGGAGAGGAUUUGAGAUACUUUGGGUUAAAGACGGUUCCGCGAGGGAUUGUAGAAUUUGAGUGCAAGAGUGAGAGAGAGUAUGAAAUGUGGACACAAGGUGUCUCAAGGCUUCUUGCUGUUGCUGCCGAGAGGAAUAACAGAUAUAGGAUAUGAAGGAGUAGUUUAAGAGUUAAGUUUGGGGGUAAUAUGUAACUUAUGGGGCCAAUUAACAACUUCAAGAAAGAUUAGGGGGCUUUUAAGAGUAAUGUCUUUUUGGUAAGGUAUAUGUAUAUUAUAUAGGGUGAAAUGGGCCAUCUAUAGGGUGGCUGAUUAAACAAAUCUUGGUGUUUGUAAUUUUGGUUUUGUAAAAAAUGGUUUAGUUUCUAAGUU